This is a messenger RNA of Megalobrama amblycephala (Wuchang bream), 1203 nucleotides long. RefSeq names its product proline rich transmembrane protein 1B. Lineage: Eukaryota; Metazoa; Chordata; Actinopteri; Cypriniformes; Xenocyprididae. The transcript has 4 exons. The record is from RefSeq and is a predicted model, not a curated record. Gene Ontology annotation, cellular component: membrane. Bases 123 to 974 code for a protein of 283 amino acids.
GAGAGAGAGAGAGAGGCCACAGCCAUUUCACACAUGCACGUCUCACCCUGAACAUCAACACACUCCCGCUGGAUUUUUCCCAAAGGAUUAUUCUGCUUCCUGAUGAACUCUGACCGUCGCUGAUGGACACAGCCACUCCUCCGAACUUCCCCGAUGAUCCAAGACGGUUUCAUCAAAGGCCUCCUGAUUCAUCUGCAAAGAGAGAGCCCUCGAUCUUACCCAGCGUUCCAGCAUACGACUCGGUCAGCAUCCUUACCACCGGCCCAACAAACGACACGGACAGCAUCCAGACGGGCCACCCGGUGACCGACGGUGACAGCAUCCAAACGGCCCAUCCCGCGUACGACACGGACAGCAACCAAACGGCCCAUAUGGCAUACGAGACAGACAGCAACCGGACGCUGAACCCAGCAUUCGACACGGACAGCACACACACCCUCCACCCUGCGUACACGCUGGACAGGGUGACCAUGGAGGGAGUCCCGGGGCCUCCUGGAGGUGACGGUCCAGCCACCAGCAUCUCAAUGAAUCCACCACCAUACAGCCCACCAGAUCCUAAAACAGCCGGCCUCAUGUUCCCGUCACCGAUGAUGCAUUACCCCAACCACCCCGUCAUCACCUGUCAACCUGGAGCCAAUCCGCCGGCUUUCUACCAGCCCUCCUUCCUCCCGCCGUCCACCUACCCAUCCUACACUAUAUACAUGAACGGGCCGCCACUGGGAGAGGAGCAGCCGGCCUUACCGAAAGACUAUCUGGUCGAGUCUCUGCUGGUGACCAUCUUCUGCUGUCUCAUGAGCGGCCUCGUCGCAGUCAUGUACUCGUAUGAAACGCGAGCAGCGUUGACCAGGGGUGAUAUCCGUGAAGCUGAGAAAACAUCCCAGAAGGCUCGUCUGCUUGUCAUGUUCAGUUUGAUGUUCGGCAUAUUUGUUUUUGUGGGCUGGAUUAUUUAUGUAGUGAUAGUGCUCUGUGCAUAGAAACUACUGACAGAUAAAACAGUUAUGUACACUACCGUUCAAAAGUUUGGAGUUGGCAAAAAUGUAUAAUGUUUUUGAAAGAUGUCUCUUCUGCUACCAAAGCGGUGUUUAUUUGAUCAAAAAUACAAUAAAAACAGUGAAAUAUUAUUACAAUUUAGGGUUAAUAUAACUGCUUUCUAUUUGAAUAUAUUGUAAAAUGUAAUUUAUUUCUGUGAUCUGAAUUUUCAGC